AUGGUCCUUCUGGGGCUCUCUAUUUUGAUCGUCUCUGUAUCCUUCCUCUGCUACAGACAUCCACCCUCCACUUGGCCGCUUCGACAGUGGCAAUGGCUCCGACGACGGCCUUCGCCCUCCAUCGAGCAAUCCAAAACCAAAAGGCAGCAUAGCGAUGCGCCGGCGGCAAUAACGAACCAUGCACCAACUACGAUAACUACAAGCCGUGACAAGACCGCUAUUGAAUUCGCGACAGCUGUAUCAGGGACCGCCACUGCGCCUUUGGUACCCAAAGAAGCGCUCAGGGCCGACUUGGACCGCAAGGCUAUGCCCCCUCCCCCACCACCGCCUUUGAAGAAACAGAAGCUCAACCCCAAACCCGAUUCACCACCUACAACUCCUCGAGCAGCCACAACUACAGAAUCCCCAACAACACCGACAGUUCCCUCCUUCACCUUUGGACUGGAGGAUGAUACCGACUCGCUUCCCCCGCCCUCAUUUCCGGCAGCGAACUCUGCCCAAAGAGCCUCAACAGGAGCAGGAGCGCGUGUUCCUCCCCGAUUGAACCCCGUUCUUGCUUUCACACAACCCGCACAAGCAUCUGGAAUGAUGCCUCCACCUAGACGCGGGCCUCUUCCUCUCCCAAACCGAACACCGGCGGCAGCUUCUUCCUCUCUCGCCCCUCCUCCCACACAUACCGCUAUCCCGACCAAACCUCGCAAGAAGGUCCUUCUAACACCGGGCCAUUCGCCUCUCGACUGGGCCAGGCUGUCCAGCUCACCCACCGCUAAUCUCCGUGGUCUCCCUCCCUCAACAGGUUACCUCCGCGUCCCGCCCUCGUUACUCAAGCAGCAUAACGGUCGCAAGGGGAAGGAUGCGUGGACAGUGUUAGGGGGGCGGGUGUAUAACAUCACGCCCUACUUGCCAUAUCACCCUGGAGGUGUGCCGGAGCUGAUAAGAGUUGCGGGCCGGGAUGGGAGUAAAUUAUUUGGGGAGGUGCAUCCCUGGGUUAACUGGGAGGGGAUGUUAGAGGGGUGUUUGAUUGGGAUGGCGGUUGAGGAAGGGGAGCGGGGUAGUAGUCUGGAAGAUAUGGACUGA
This is a messenger RNA of Venustampulla echinocandica, 1077 nucleotides long. RefSeq lists its product as uncharacterized. Gene Ontology annotation, molecular function: heme binding. The record is from RefSeq and is a predicted model, not a curated record. Bases 1 to 1077 code for a protein of 358 amino acids. The transcript has a single exon. Lineage: Eukaryota; Fungi; Ascomycota; Leotiomycetes; Helotiales; Pleuroascaceae.